Messenger RNA from Taeniopygia guttata (zebra finch), 4655 nucleotides. Its product is annotated as rho-related GTP-binding protein RhoG. Gene Ontology annotation, biological process: small GTPase-mediated signal transduction. NCBI's taxonomy places the organism in Eukaryota, Metazoa, Chordata, Aves, Passeriformes, Estrildidae. The record is from RefSeq and is a predicted model, not a curated record. Gene Ontology annotation, molecular function: GTP binding; GTPase activity.
GUCCUUCGCGUCCCGGGGCUUUGGGGAGCGGGAGGCGCGCCCGGCCGGGCGGUGCGUGCGGAGGUGAACGGGCCGCUCGGGCCCGGCGAUGCCGGGACGCGUUCGGAGCGAGUCUCUCUCUGCUCCCGGCGGGGAGCGGGAGCGGCAGCGGCCCCGGGCAGGGCAGGUCGCGCUUUCCCCUCCCCGCAGUGCGCCGAGGUCGGGUUGGGCUGCUCCGACGCCAGCGCGAUGCGGAUCCCUAGCGGGGGCACCGAGACCAAUUUAAGGCGACGUCUGCGCCAAGAAUCAAGAAUGCUUAAACUGGAUUUAUUCAUCCUGCAACGUGCUUAAGACGCCUCUCCACAAAACUCUAUGUCUGAGGAGUUUAUUUCUGGGUGAAGAAUGCAGACUAUAAAGUGCGUGGUGGUCGGAGAUGGCGCCGUGGGAAAAACUUGUCUCCUCAUCAGCUACACCACCAACGCCUUCCCAGAAGAGUACAUCCCCACUGUGUUUGACAACUACAGUGCCCAGAUGACCGUGGAUGGGCGGACAGUCAGCCUGAAUCUCUGGGACACUGCGGGCCAGGAGGAGUACGACCGCCUGCGCACGCUCUCCUACCCCCAAACCAACGUCUUCAUCAUCUGCUUCUCCAUUGGCAGCCCCUCUUCCUAUGCCAACGUGAGGCACAAGUGGCACCCUGAAGUUUCUCACCACUGUCCAAAUGUCCCCAUCCUUUUAGUGGGCACGAAGAGAGACUUGAGAAGUGACCUGGAAACGGUUAAAAAGUUGAAGGAGCAGAGCUUGGCUCCCACUACUCCGCAGCAGGGGACUUCACUGGCUAAACAAAUUGGAGCAGUAAAAUAUUUGGAGUGCUCGGCAUUGAAUCAGGAGGGUGUUCGGGAGGUGUUUGCUGAAGCUGUCCGUGCAGUUCUGUAUCCUGUGACAAAGAAGAACACAAGAAAAUGUGUCUUGUUGUAGUUGCCUUGGGUGAUGGAUGUUGGAAGUUGACUAGAAUCUUGGAGGGCUUUUUAACGAGUUAAGUUGAAGAUUUGCAUCUUGCACUAACAGCUCUAAGCAGAAAAGGUUUAUACAAUGAAUAUUCCUGCAGUCUUACUGCUUCAGGGAAAGUGAGAACAGGUUUUUUUUUUCUGACUGAGAGGUCAAAUACCUACUAAAGUUCCAGUCUCCAGCUUCUCCAGGGAUCACUUCGUUAUUUUAGUGGAGGAAAAUAAGAGGAGACCUCUUUGAAGCCACUUCUUUACUAGCUAGCCAUCAGUUACUAGACUUGCUAAAAAGCACAAAUUCUGAUAACUUUGCUUUAAGUGUAGCUGCUGCUUUUCCCAUCCUUUAUUUACUGAUUGAAUUUGUUUUACAAACAGAAGUCUGGCUGUCCAGUUGUUUUGUCAAUUUUAAGCUUGAAAACAAUUUGUUUACUUGCAAAAAUGCCUGAACUAUUACUGAGAUUCACCUUGUAGUGAACUGUGAUUGAUUGUAUCAAGAGUUAGCAUUAGGCAUGGUUAAUGCAAUGAGCAAGACCAAGGGAAUACCUGCAAUGAUUUAUUAAUAGAAGCAGGAGCUGAUUUCUCCUAUGUAAGGAACUUAGAAUAAUGAUGACUCACUCAAAUGAGUGAUUUUCAUAGUUUUGAGGUGGAGAAGUGGAAGAGUAGUUUAGAUUCAAGUCUUCCAUAAUCUUCUAAACUGAGAUUUUAUUUCACUGUCCAAAGAGAUGUUGCACCCUGGGAAUAAACUUUUGACAAUUACCUUCUCAGGUUGACUGAGGUAUUUGGGAUGACACUUCUCAAAAUGAGAUUUUCAUUGUAAUCCCUUUGAUGAAUCCCAGAGACUUGACAGCAGCCUGUUUGCUCUUGAGGAAUUAAUUGGUUCAAUUCCUAAUAUUCUUGGGGCCACCAUCUGAGAUUUUUAUGGCAAAUUCCUUCAUUGUUUUUCUGUGAGAAGACUGACAGAAAAUUUGGAGGUUCUGUUUACAUGAACCCCUGUUUCUUCCUAUUUUCAGUUCAGUCUGUAAUGGUUAGCCAGUCACUGGAUAGGAUUACCUGGGCGUUUUUUUCCUCUCCUGGAUACUCAGUUAUUAUAAACUCUUUUUAACUGAAGUUCUAUUUACAUACUUCGUAAUUUUCUUUAGCAGCUCCAGUAAGUGGCAGCUGCCUUUUAUUUUCAGGAUGUGCACUGUUCUUUAUGUGUGGUUCCGGGACCAGCUGAGGAGUGAGCACAUGAGCCCUUCCUUAGACUCAACCUUCCAGCUCCGUGGUAUGAAAGCAGCAUGCUUCAAAGAUACUUUGUGUGAAACCACUGGUGCUGCACUGGGCUUUGUUGUCUGAAGUUGACAGUGCUGUCUUUGUCUGGCUGCAGCCUCAAUUGGUCAUUCAGAACUUGCUUUUUUUUGUGAUUCCCACACAUGCAAAACUGCACUGGUGUAUACCCUGGUCAGAAAAAAAAGUGCCUCAUUUUAGCAAGAUAACCUUGUUGAUGUAUUUUCUGUUAUUAGGGAUCUUGUGUUAAUUUGACCUUGCUUUAUCUGAUGCUGGCAGAAAUACCAUGUGGAUGGAAACAUUUGCAAUUGUGUCCUAAUUCCACUAUUUGAAAAGGAUGUGCCUUUCUUCAGCUGGUGUAACUGAUGCUGACACUAACUGCAGUUUUUUUAACCUGAGACAUGCUCGUUUUGGUACUGCUUUAGCCAAUUGCAACCCACAGAUUAUAAAUUGCCAUUAAUCCAAAUACUGGUGCCUGUGGUUGGUGAACUGACACAGAGUUCCAAAGGCUGAGCACAGGCAGCACCAAAACACCCGUUCUGCAGGAUGCUUGCAGAAGCCAACAGACUCUGCACAUUUUUCUUCACCAAGUGCCAUUGUCUGGAGUGUCUUCGUGUCUCUUGCAGUUGCAGAGGAAGUCCUGUUCCAGAUGUGGUCCUGCCGUGAAGGCUGUGAGGGUGUAGAGAAUUCACUGAGAUAACCUCUACUCACCAUGUUCUGCCUUUGCUUUAGCUGUAGGCCUUUAGUGUGGGCUGGGCUUGCAGGCAGCAAUUAACUCUGUGCCUUGUAAUUCAAGAUUAUUUUCUGUAGGUAAAUUUCAGUAACUGAGUAAAUAGACUUUAUCAUGUUUAAAAUGUAUUUAUUUAAGCCAGUGCACAUGGUUUGUUUUAAUGCUGGUCAGACCUAAAUCAACUGUCUAAUGACCCCGGUGCAAGCCCAUAACCUUUGCUUUAUUCAGAAAUGUACUUUUGAAAAUCUGUGAUAUGUUUGAACUAGUCUUAAGAGGUGCCUGAAAUUAAAAUUCUACCUUUUUUUUUUUUUUUUUUGGCCACAUAUAUUUGCAGUUUUGUACUGAAGCUACUACUGUUUUUAAAAAGUUUUAACUUUUUUACAUACUGAAAUCUUUUAAUCCUGUGCCUUUUUGUGGUUAUUCCUAACUGAAUUACAUGAAUUUUGUGGAGAAGAAAUCUUGUGAACAAGUAUUAUUGCACAACUUCUCCAUUUAUGUAGGCUCAAGCAGCCAUCCUGGAGUGGACUGGAAGAGAGUGUAGUGAGAUAAAAUUCAACUACUUAAUCAAUUUAUUUGAUUUGGUUACACUAUUGAUUACAUUAUGCCAGAACACCCUAUCCCCACUUAGAUUACUUAGCAAAUGGAUUGCACAACAGUGCUGAGGAGAAUAACAGGAUAGUGAUGAAAAUGAUCAGAGGGAACUUUGAACCAUCAAAGACUUUUUACUCACUUUGGAGAACGGGUUAUUUAAAUGCUGUGUAUUUCUGUCACCCUCUGAUGGGAGUAAAACUCCUGGCUAGUAGCUGGUUUCCUCCAGCCUCUGCUUUUCAUGAGGGUGAGCUUCAGGACAAAUCCAGCGAGCUUUUCUUUUCAGUGGGCAUUCUCCUUUCUUGAUCCUUUCCCCCCACCUUGGAAUUCUUGGUCCUUUUUUUUAAGUAGUCCAGUGCUUCAGUUUACAAUCAGUUCUGUUUCUUCCAUACUUUAUUUUUCUUCUGUGGGCAGUUGAACAAUACAGACUUCACAUAAUCCCAUGGCUGGAUUUUGUCUUGCUUUGGCAGGUCAGAAAACUCAGUGUGGGUUUCCUGAACAGUUGAAGGUCCUUCGGUUUCUUAUUGAAUCGAGAUGCAAUGCGUAUGCCUUAAUUCACAGAAGAGACUCAGUGUGAAGAUACAGAUUUUAACCUUUGCUUUGUGAAUGAUUUCUGAACUGCUUGGCUUUUUUUUUUUUGUUUUUUUUUUUUUUUUAAAUGCAGCUGAAGCUGAGCAGUUCAGGAAUUGUGUGUCCAAAGGAUAUCGAUGAGGUGUGCUUAGAUUUGGAAGUUCUUUCUUCAGUUUACAGCUGUAGCUAUUUCUAUGAAAUUUAAAAUAGAAGAACCUCCCUGUGCUUUGUCUCCGGGUGCUAAACCUCACUCUGUAGAAACCUUGGUGCUGCUUGGCCCGAUCCCGAGAAGUGGAUGGAUCUCAGAGGGGUCCCAACCCCCAGAGUGGGCAGCAAAGACUACCCAUCAGCAGUAGGAGCCCAAGACUCUGAAGUGUGGUACUGAUACAUACACUGGCAACGUGAUUUUAUGCUAUAAAAUAAUUUGUAUUACACCUAACAGUUUUAAAGGAUUUUUCCUCUUUUUUGUUUAAUAAAUGAUGCAUAAUUACAUGGUAAUAAACCUUUCCUCACCUGUC